Molecule: messenger RNA, 3467 nt
Organism: Ictalurus furcatus (blue catfish)
Lineage: Eukaryota; Metazoa; Chordata; Actinopteri; Siluriformes; Ictaluridae
Product: macrophage mannose receptor 1-like
Exons: 6
Coding region: 1074-2021 (315 amino acids)
Source: RefSeq, a predicted model, not a curated record
UUGCCCUGUAUUUGAUCAUUUCUGUGACAUCUUUAGUGCAGUACAAAAGCUGCACAGUUUGGACAGCACGUCUUUCAUGAUGGACUCCAUGUGGGUUAAGUGGAAAUUCUGAAUUGUCUCUGCACCUUUAUGUCAUCAAGAAACCCAAUGCAAAUGAAACUUUCACAAGGGGAAAGGAUCAUUUACUGAGCUAUAGGAAGAGAAAUUUCAUUUAAACUCAAACAUUUCAACUUUGGAGGGGGGGUACAAACUUAUAUGUUGUUCCAUUGAACAGGCUGCCAUCAUCCCAUACUUUAAACAUCCCACAGCACAACAUUAAAUCCAUCAUUAAAAAUGAGAGGAAUACGGCUUAACCUUGACUAUGAAAGAAGAGGGGAUUGGUCAGAGAAACAAGCAAGAGGCCAAGAGUAAGUCUGAAGGAGCUGGAGAGAUCCAGAUCUCUGAUGGGAGCAGCUGUUCCCAUAUAUUCCCAACUAUAGCUUGGAAAUGCCAUAAAACGCCUUCAGUUCCAGGUUGUAACACUAGAAGUUGUGAUAAAGGAACUCCAAAAGCGAAAAUCUAAUGUUCAUUUAAGUAAUUGGAAAAGCAGGAUCAGGUCACACAGAUCUAAAACUAAGAAUCAAACAUCAGCAUAAAACAUGCUAUUCUUAUUGUCAAAGUCACGAUCAGUUUAUAAUCCUUAUUACUACAGUGCAGUCAGUGUGUCUGUACCAUCUGUGUAGAUCCACUCUCAACUUGAGGCCUGUUUCUCUGCUGAGAUCAGAGGUUGAAUAAGGGGAAGAGCAAUCAGUGAGUAUUUCCAUGUUGUAGUUUUUUAAAUAUCAGACUCGUACCCUAGGGAAAUCAGGUUUCCACAAUGUAAAUUCCUGACGUUCUGUUAUCGUUGAUGAGGCUCAAGAAAGGUUUGCAUAAGAAAUCUGAAAUGUCAAGAUUUUCCUACCCAGAUACGAUUUACAGAACAUCACUUGCAGCAAAGAUCAGAAACGUACAGAGCUACUGAAGAAGCAACAGCCUUCAAAUCUUCCCUUCACAGAUUGUGAUUUUUUUUCUGACUCUUCAGCUGUCCGUCCAUCAUGAAGCUGAAUCUAUUUCUCCUGUUUCUCACUGGUCUGGUCCCAGUCACUGUAUCCGUCCUGAGAACCGUCCCUCACAAUUAUGACCUGAUGAUGACAACGGUGACCUGGCCUGUUGCACAGAAUUACUGCAGGGUGAUGUACACUGACCUGGCAACAAUCCUAAGUGAUACUGAUUGGCUACGAUUUGAGAAAGAAGCAGCAAGCAAAGGUCUGACAACAUCUGCCUGGGUCGGAUUGCAGAAUGAUCCCAAAAGCUUUAGCUGGUCCUUAAAUGAUCUCCCACUGAAGAAUGUCCCUUAUACCAAUUGGGCCCCUGGAGAGCCUGAUAGUGGUGCUACAAAUCAAGCAUGUGCUAUAAUAGGUUACUAUAAUUCAUGGUGGGAUAUACCAUGUACAUACCGAAGACCCUUCAUAUGCUACAAUGCUAAUUUCAGUGGUGCUGCCAGGUUCAUCGGCAUCAGUAAUCCUCUGUUGACCUGGCCUGAAGCUCAAACUUAUUGCCGAACACAUCACACAGACUUGGCCAGCUCUCUUAACAGUUCAGACAACAACAUAUUCGUGCAGGUGAAGAAUAUCCAGGGUGAUUCCUGGAUUGGGCUUUACAGAAACAGUUGGAAGUGGUCAGACGGGACCAUCGCUUCAAACAUCCCAUGGGCUCCUGGACAACCUGAUAAUGCUGGGGGUUAUGAGGACUGUGCAGUGGUUAAUAACGGACUGUUCUACGAUGAACAAUGCACCAACCUGCAUUAUUUCUUCUGUCACACCAUUUACCCAGCGAGGAGUCAGAUAAUGAGACUGCAGGUGGAGUCUGAUGGGAGUGUGUUUGAUCUUGCUGUGCUGUCAUCCAUUUUAGAUCAGAUCAAACAGAAACUGGAGGGAAAAGGCAUGUUGGAGAACACCACAGUGACCUGGAAGGUGCAGCCAGAUGGAAACAUCUUCCACUAGCAAAAGGAUGAUCUGUAACGUCUAAAUGCUCACCUUCAAGUCAAGCAGAUUUCAAACUGACUGAAAUUUUAUUUAACCUACAACAUUUAAGCUUUAAUCAGUAGGCAGUGUCAGAGGACAAGAUUAGCCAGAAGUAGAGGAAUAAACAUAUUUAAUUGCUCUGAUUGGAACACGCCCACUUUGACUUUGCAACCUAAAUUUUAAAGUCAGAUUUCACUGCAACUUUUUAAUAUUGAACAUGUUCAGCUUUUGCUGCAAGAGGCCACUGAACACAGUGAUAAGGAGAAAGUCAGAGAGGGUAUGUUCAAUACUGGGUUUAAUGCAUCAGUGUGUUGUAGUAAAGAAUAAUUCUUAUAUAGAAUAUAGUGAAUGUAACAGAACCUGUAAAUACACUGUGUGUACUCUGAACAGUCAUAUAUAAUGCACUUGCCACUAUUACUGUCAUUUAUUUCUUCCACAUCUACAGUUAUAAAUAUAUACUCAUUUCUUGUAUUUUGUUUCCAUUUUCUGUACCUAAAGGCAUUAAUAAUAUACAUUAAUAUCAAGAAACAAUUUUAAAUAUAAACCUGUUGUAACUAUUUUGUAGUCAGAAUUCAGAAAGGUGUUAUAUAAAAUGUAUUUCUACAAUUAAUAUUAACUGCAAUACUUACAUUGACCAGAAGUCGGCAGUAGAACAAUCAGCAACAAACAAAACUGCGGGUGCUACAGAUCCAAACACCAGAUUUAUUUCAUUAGUAAAAAUAUACUUUCAUGUAGACACAUGCACUGAAAAUCCUAUUAGAACAAUCAUCAUGACCACCAUGACAGGUAAAGAUCCUCCUACUUGUUCAUCUGUUUGGUGAGCAGGUGAUGAGGUUUGCAUGUGACUGUUUCCAGUCUGCCUUGCUUUUAUAACUUAUAGAAAAAGAGCCACUGAGUUUGUGGAGUCUAAUUUUCAUUGGCUGUGACAUGCAACUGCUGAAAGUUCAGAAUGUUAAUUUGUUGUAUUUUGGAUCUCUCUGAUUUUAAAUAGUAACUGGGUUGGUUAGUUGGUGUGAAUCGCUCAAUCACCUGCUUCAUGCCAACAUCUGAAGGCUGCACUAGCUGAGUAACAGAAGUGUUGACUCCAAAUCCCAGCACAGGCUCUCUGACUGCUGGACAUAAGGAAAUGUGGACAGUUUUGCACUGACAUUAGGAUUCAAUGUAGUAUUUAAUUUGCAGGUUUGAUUUACCCUCAACUGUGUAAUAAGAUACUCUUUCUGGGUCGGCCAAUUCUUGGAAGGUUCACUACUGUGCUGAACUGUUCCGGUUGGAGAUAACGGCUCUCACUGUGGUUCUUUGGAGUCCCAGAGCCUUUGAAAUAGCUUUGUAACCCUUCUCAGACUUCUCAGGGUGGAUUUUGCUGGUAAUCAUCAAUAUUAAUAGAAUAUGGUGAUACUUGUCCCAUAAUGAGGGUUAGGAUGGAUG